AUGCCUCUUGGAAAGUUCCUUGCCGCGAUCAACAGCCUCGAGCGCUGCAAUGCAGCCUUGAAUUUCGAGGCCAAAGCAACUCGCGUCUCCUGCGGCCGAAUCCAAAGCGAGCUCCAGGAGAUGCGACGGAACUCCAUCGCCGGGGUCAUCGGCCAAGUCUACGGCUGCUGCACCUCCGAUAUUUACUUGCGAGUUCUUCCUUUUUAUGAGACUUAG
Molecule: messenger RNA, 216 nt
Organism: Symbiodinium necroappetens
Lineage: Eukaryota; Dinophyceae; Suessiales; Symbiodiniaceae
Source: the annotation of a GenBank genome assembly